AUGUUGAGCGCUGAUACCAGCGACAACGACGACAACCGACGAGGAGUCCACGCCGACAAGAUGGGUGCCCUCAAGUACGUGGAAGAGCUUUACAAGAAGAAGCAGUCUGACGUGCUUCGCUUCCUGCUGCGCGUCCGAUGCUGGGAGCUCCGUCAACUCGAUGUGAUCCACCGCGCUUCCCGCCCAUCUCGCCCCGACAAGGCUCGUCGUCUCGGCUACAAGGCCAAGCAGGGCUACGUGAUCUACCGUGUCCGUGUGCGACGCGGAGGACGCAAGCGGCCCGUUCCUAAGGGUGCCACCUACGGCAAACCCACCAACCAGGGUGUUAACCAGCUGAAGUACCAGCGCUCUCUCCGCUGCACUGCUGAGGAGCGUGUUGGUCGUCGCUGCGCCAACCUGCGCGUCCUGAACUCCUACUGGAUUAACCAGGACUCGACCUACAAGUACUACGAGGUCAUUCUCGUGGACCCGCAGCACAAGGCCAUCCGCCGCGACCCGCGGAUCAACUGGAUCUGCAAGCCUGUUCACAAGCACCGCGAAGCCCGUGGUCUCACUUCUAUCGGCAAGAAGUCCCGUGGUAUCAACAAGGGCCACCGUUUCAACAAGACCUCGGCCGGCCGGAGGAAGACCUGGAAGCGCCACAACACCCAGGUCUUCUGGAGAUACCGUUAA
This is a messenger RNA of Rasamsonia emersonii CBS 393.64, 672 nucleotides long. Its product is annotated as Ribosomal protein L15. Gene Ontology annotation, molecular function: structural constituent of ribosome; RNA binding. The record is from RefSeq and is a predicted model, not a curated record. NCBI's taxonomy places the organism in Eukaryota, Fungi, Ascomycota, Eurotiomycetes, Eurotiales, Trichocomaceae. Gene Ontology annotation, biological process: cytoplasmic translation. Gene Ontology annotation, cellular component: ribosome; cytosolic large ribosomal subunit. The coding region runs from base 1 to 672 and encodes 223 amino acids. The transcript is spliced from 6 exons.